AUGUCGUCCAAGGUCAAGGCUGGUCAGCUCUGGGGAAAGAACAAGGAGGAGCUUGCCAAGCAGCUCGAGGAGUUGAAGACCGAGCUUAACCAGCUCCGCGUCCAGAAGAUCGCCAACGGUGCUUCCACCAAGACCCAGAGAAUCUCCGAGGUCCGCAAGUCGAUCGCUCGCGUUCUCACCGUCAUCAACGCCAACCAGCGCGCUCAGCUGCGUCUCUUCUACAAGGGCAAGAAGUACAUUCCUCUUGACCUCCGCCCCAAGCUCACCCGCGACCUCCGCCGCCGUCUCACCAAGCACGAGGCUACCCGCGUUACUGAGCGCCAGCGCAAGCGCCAGAUCCACUUCCCCCAGCGGAAGUACGCCGUUAAGGUACGAAAUCAUUUUGCAGGGACCCGUCUGCAUUGA
Molecule: messenger RNA, 405 nt
Organism: Penicillium oxalicum
Lineage: Eukaryota; Fungi; Ascomycota; Eurotiomycetes; Eurotiales; Aspergillaceae
Product: 60S ribosomal protein uL29
Exons: 3
Coding region: 1-405 (134 amino acids)
Biological process (GO): translation; maturation of LSU-rRNA from tricistronic rRNA transcript (SSU-rRNA, 5.8S rRNA, LSU-rRNA)
Cellular component (GO): ribosome; cytosolic large ribosomal subunit
Molecular function (GO): mRNA binding; structural constituent of ribosome
Source: RefSeq, a predicted model, not a curated record